AUGGCAAGAACUGGACAACUUUCUUCUCCUAAUUACUUCGUCCAAAGGAAUUUGACAUUUCUGCUUGGUCUCGAUCUGUCUAGGGAGGUAGAAUAUGCGUUGCUUAAGGUAGAAACUGAUACCCAAGUUGUUGGGUUUGAUAAAAAAAGAGAGUCCCCUGCCAUCUUUUAUGCAUGUUGGCCUGAUACGAUCAUUGAUAGUAUUAGAGAAUAA
Dovyalis caffra is the source of this 213-nucleotide messenger RNA. NCBI's taxonomy places the organism in Eukaryota, Viridiplantae, Streptophyta, Magnoliopsida, Malpighiales, Salicaceae. The record is from the annotation of a GenBank genome assembly.